GCAAGCUGGUUUAGUGGUAGAGCACAGGACUUUGAUUCCUGAGGCCCCGGGUUCAAAUCCCGCCAAAUCACCAAUGGGUUUUAUCUAAGUGAUAUGUUAAUGCUGCAACCCCAGGGCUAGCCUGAAGUAAUGUGAAAAACCACCUAGGGCUCAUGUCCUUGGCUAGCGUCCUAAGGCAAAACAUAUAUUUACCGGCAUGCAUUAUCUAUAAGUUAUCUUUCCAAAAAUGUUGAUUUUGACAACAUUUUCACUCCAACAUCUAAGUCGUUUAAGACAUAUGAUGUUUGGCUCGGAAGGCGACUGCAGCGGUCUACUGACCCUCCACUACGGCAAGCACCAUACGUCCCUAGUCUCGGAGAUCCGGCAGUGGUUCGACGCAGAGAGCUUCGCAGACGUGAGGCUCCUGUGUCGUGGAGGCACGCUGCUGGCUCACCGACUGGUGCUGGCGAGUGCGAGUCCGCUGCUGUGCAGGAUCCUGCAGGACUGCGGUCGAGGCGAGCCCACAGUCACAGUGCAGUUGCCAGACAUAUCAUUCACCAACAUGAAGUGCAUGCUGGACUUCCUGUACACCGGCCAGGCCUGCGUCAAGCCUUCCGAGAUCCAAGGAGUUGUUGAGCUGUUCGAUCUUCUAGAAAUAAAAUCAGAGAUUUGGGGAGGGAAACCAUUGAGCACAGAGCCCCAAGGAAACAGCACGAAAGAAUCAGAAGAGAAGACGAGCUGGAACUCCGAAUCGAGCGGACAGGAGGAAUCUAGUGUUCAAGAAAAUGUGGAGCCGAAUAGUGCGAAAGAAUGUGUUAGUGCGAGUGGUGAAAGUACUAGUCUCUUAUGUGUGACUGCGACAGUCAAAACUGAAGUGGAAGUGGACGUAGAUGUUUGUUCGGAAGAACCAGUGAAUGAAAAAAGAAGAAGAAGGAGUAGUAGUUCCUUAUUUCCAGUUAAUUUAUCCUUAAGUAACCCGGACAAUAAAGACCAUUCUAAUUUAAAUUCACCUGUUUCGGAUAAAGACUCGAGGUGUACAGAUUCUCCAAGAAAAAAAUCCUCUUCGCUCACAGAAGCAGGUAGUGGAGAAGAAUCUCAACCCGAAGUGACGCUUAAAACCACCGCCCACAUCUUUAGCGAACAGUUACAUCUCAAAAGAAAAACUCGGUACAUGGAAGACUACCGGACACACGUAGAAGACGACGACCCUCGGAAGCUGCCUGAUGAGGUCAUCAACCAGCCAGCACCGGAGAACUAUGUCGUUACGCCACACAGGAAGCGGAGACCAGGCUUCCACAAUGCACCUGCACAAAACCCACCUUUUGUCCCGUUCUCACCCUGCUACAUCGAAGAGAUCUCAUACCGACCCAGAAGUAACAACCAUCCCUUAAGUUCCUCAGCUCCCCCAUACCUCAUGGACAACUCGUCCAAGUCCAACCUACACCUGCAGUUGCCAGGCGCUGUGGACGACCUGAAGUAUCGUCCGCCCAGUGGAGAUGGUCAUCCCUCCAUGUCCCCACGGUCCAACAGCUACCCCUUCGGAGUGGGCAACGCCUCAGAGGGCUCGUGGGGUCCCUGGGCCAUUUGUCAGGCUCAGGUUGGUCAGGCCCCAUCUAGGAGUGAGGAACCACCCAACCCAGGUGGUGAGGAGAUGGAAGCCAGCGGCACGCCGGGCAGCAAGCCAACACCAACACGAGAGUAUCGCUGCGAGUACUGCGGCAAACAGUUCGGCAUGAGCUGGAACCUCAAGACACACCUCCGCGUCCACACAGGGGAGAAGCCUUUCGCGUGUCGUCUCUGUGUAGCGAUGUUCAAGCAGAAAGCGCACUUGUUGAAACACUUGUGUUCCGUACACAGAAACGUGAUCUCGGUCGGUGGUGGAAACAGUGAUGGAGACACGGGACAUUUUAACUGUUGUUUUUGUUCAUUGACGUUCGAGUCGUUGCCCGAACUUAUACGACACUUGUCAGGUCCUCACAAUAAUCUUCUCCUUAGUAAAAACCUUCACGAUUAAUCGGAAGUGUUCACUCAAAUUUUCCAACAUGACACUUUUCAAAAGGUGAAACCUGAAAAUGUUACGAUUUAAAGCUUUAGAGUCCAUAGAUACAUGGUAUUUAGAUCUCAAAGAAAAGUUUAGGUAUAGGAUUUACUAUCUGAGAUACCUUUUACACAUACUUUCUAUAGUACGAGGAUAUAAAGUAAGUCUGUGGCUCAAUUGACUGACUGUGAAACCGAGGUUGUGAUGUCUUGGAUUUACUUUCCCGUGACAUAUUUUGAAAUUCAUCAGUACUUUUCAUUCUUGUAGUGUACCAGCCCCACCUCUUGCUUCGCCUAUCACAUACUGGCCUCUGGGUCUCAGGGCCACUUUAGUAAAUGGGCCCGGACCCAGGGCUCAAGAGGUUUUAGGAAUGUUAGGGACGUAAGGAAAAGAAUCAAUCAAUCAAUUAUUUGAGAUGAGGACGUCACCUAGGUGCGUAUUUUAACCCAAAUAUGAGUGAAGGAUGAUUGUAGAAUGGUGUGAAAUGAUCCGUGUAGCUUUGUUACUGACUAAGAUCAGCAGGUUCAUCAGUCAGGAUCAUAUUGAAAGCCCAAUGAUCAGGAACAGCUGGGCCUGGUUUUGAACCAUCAAAAAGCUACUAACUUUUCGAUUGUUAGGCGAACACUUUAGAAAGAUUCCCAUGCAAGUAAGGGGCACAAUUCUUGGAACCAUGGCGUGUAACAAGCAAGUCACGGGCCUGCUGGGUCCCAUAUAAACGGGCAGAAGCUUAAAACAGAAAGAAAUAAACCUCUACAGCAAUGGUUUUGAUUUCUGCAGUCGCAUGUGGUUUAGAUGAGUACGCAGACUUACUUUUGAAUUGUGAUAGAAUAUGCAGUAAUCAAAUUGUUGAACUUGAAUGUUCAUUAAACUUAGUAAAAAAAAUAGCAACUCUACAACUUAAUUAUUUUUUCUACUAUCUUAUGGUAACUAAAUUUUUAUGUAUGACAAACUAAGUAAAAACCGUUAACAAAAAAUCAAUUAAAUGGAUAUUUAACUAUAAGUUAUUGAAUUGUGAUUUUUUUAGGUUUCGAUAAAAAUACCCUUUGUACAGAAUGAACAAAGUGAUCUCAUGCAAUUACCUAAUUGUAGAUCUCAUUAUCAAACAUGAGAAGUUGUCAUUUUGGAAAAUUUGGAUUCUAUUUUGGGCAUUCAAUAAAACUAUCAGAGUAAGUUUAUAUAAUUAGUCAUGUGAUUUUAUAUUGUGCUAUGUAACUUCCAUGGUUUCUUUAUUUACUGUGCAUCACUUUAUAAUGUUGAUUAACUUUAUUCCUUUUUAACCGCACAUCACCUUCUAAGUUUAGCACCAUCUUUCUUUAUGAUCAAAGUAUUCUGACAAUAUCUAGGUUUGCAUGAUUGUGACAAUAAUAGGAAAUAAAGAAAUCCUAAUUAGUGCCUUAAAAAGACUAUUUCACAAUUUAUAUAUAUCAUGAUAUAAGAGGCAAAUAUUUUGUCCAUGAAAAAAUAAUACGUCAUGUCAUCAUUGACUUUUGGAUACUGAAGUAGACAUCCCAUCUUUAUGAACUAGCUAUUGUUUUGUUCAAAAAGAACUUAGUUAUAUAAAUUUUCAUCACUCUCUAUUUGAAAAUAGUCCAUUUCCAUACAGCUGAGAUCUUCGAAAAUCGUCAAAUUCCAUACUGCAAAAACAAAUAGUGAUCAGCUGAUUAUUCCUGAUAUAAACAUUAAUUUCACUACACAAACAAUACUUUGACAUCAACAAAGUUACAACUGAAGUUCCCGGUUAGCUUUGGCAGUUUUUUUAUGUUCAAUCAGCUAAAUUUUACACUAAAAUUAAUUGUAGGUACAGCCGUAUUGUGUUUUGAUUAGAAAAAUGAAUAGCCUAGAUUACGAAAUAUCGGAUAAAGUUUGAUGAAGUAGUUUUUUUCAUUGUUAUGAGUAUCGUUCGAUACUCGUCACGAAAGUUCCAUUUCGGGGCUCGAUAAUGUUUCCCAUGCUCGUCUUCGACUCGCAUGUAAAACACUAUCUCGGCCCGAGAUGGGUCACUUUCGUGACUAGUAGUGAAAUAUACUAUUACUGAGAUUGUUAUUGUGACAAAAGAUGCAAUAGCUUACAAGAAGUCGUCCUAAGAGUUUGAUUCGGUAAAAAAGUUGAAGCAUCAAUACAAAACAAUAAUUAACAUCCACACACUCUACUGUUCAAGUCCAUUUUGAUUCUAUAACUGGCAAAAACUUUAUCAAGGUGAUGCGAUGUCUAGUUCUACCAACACGUUAAAGAUCUUAGUCAGUAUACUUAAUUAGUCUAAUAGUUGUAGAAUGAAAUUACUUUAAGCAUAUUUUUCUUUCUGCAAAUCCAAUGAUAUGUUCUACAUAGAUGAAACUAUCACACAUAUGUGGCGCUUUAUCUUUUUAAUAAAUACUGCUAUAUUUUAAAUGAUUUGCAACCGACACACACAUAUACUGUCCCACCUAUCUCCUCAGUUUGACAAUAACUAUGUUGUCAUCAUUUAGAUAGGCAAUCAAAACUUAAUUGUUUGUUGGUUAAAUCAAGCUUGAAAAGCAUGAUAAUUGAUGUAUUAAAUUUUAGCAACUAGAUUUUUAAAUCCGUAUGUUUAAUUCAGUACUGUAAAGCAUUUACGUUUUUCACUAUAUAGCAAUAUAUAGCCUACUUUAAACUUUUUCUGUGUUUUUUAACUGUUUUAAACUAACAAAGAACUGUGAUAUUAAAAUGUGAAAAUAUUUAUUAAAGUGGAAAAAGUCCUGAAUGUCUAUCGUUUGUAAAUAAAUUUACUUGUAAAAUAAGUGUGUAGUUGUACAAAUACUAGCAUUUUUUAUGUCGCUAGAUUUAGUUUGUAUUAGGCCAUUUUCACUCUUUUUCAUGAAACACAUUUUAUUUUCUUCCCAAGAGAUUUACAAAAUAUUUUGUGGUUACCAAUUAAUACAUAAACAAUUGAAAAACUAUGUAGAAUCUGUUUAACAAUAAUAGUAUAUUAGGUUACUAGCCCGGUAAGUGGUGUUUUACCGUGCGAGCACGACAGUUUUUCGUGCGAGUAUGGUAAAGCUUACUGUGCGAGUAUUGUACGAUACUUGACACCAUACUACACGGAAAAAUUAGUACAUUUUAAACUCAUUUUACAAUUUAUUUAGGACACAACAUAAAUUGUAAUAUUUUUAUAUUUCAGAAAACAAAAUAUGCCGUUGCAAUUAGCUGUUUAUUUCACCAGCUGACCAAGUGCAGUAAAAUUACAUUACAUUACUUUUCCGUGUGUAGGCAUGGCAAAGGGCAACUUUCUAGCCUAUCAAUAUGGAUGGAAAAGUAUCAGUUUCUGUGUAGUAUGAUGUAAACAUAUUUUUCGUUAAACAUAUAACCAUAGACAAAUAGAAUAAAUAAACACUGUCAAAGGAAGGUUCCGGCGCCCACCGCUAGGAGUGCCAUGUAGUUACGGCGCACACUGCUGCAGCUGAGGAGAGCAGGAGCCGUAUGCUACCAGCAGACACUGCAGCGGUGUGCGCCGUAACUACAAGACACUCCUAGCGGUGGGCUCCGGGACAUAUGCUAACCACAGCACUGCUGCCGGUCUAUAUUCAUUCUAUUUGUCUAUGAUAUAAGUAAGGGGUAGAGUUAGUCAUUGUUGCCUAAUUUUGGUGCAAGAAGCAGGAACUCAACUUAAAAAAACCUCCAAAUCUUACCUAGGAAUGGUACAUCUAUUUAUUCUUAAAUUUUUCAAACCACAUUUUGACACACCAUAAAACAAGUGCUGUAAACAUUUCUGACUUUUGGGGAAAAGAUCAAUUUUUUACGGUACACUGAAAAACUUUUGAAAUCAGAAAAUUUAACAAUUAAUUUAACAACUAUUAGCAUUCAUUGCAUUGUUGUAAAUUUGAAACACAUGUUGUAUACUUCAGUAUAAACUUGUAUUUUAACACUGACUGUUAGAAAAUGCAUACCUAACCUUAAAGUCUGGAAUCUUGAAAAUGUGUGCUGAAGUUUCUUUAGGAUCUGAGGGAGCACUGAAAUCGGUUUUAACGUCUACCCCAUGAAAAAUGAGCGUUUUAAGAUCCAGUCAAUAUUUUUAACGUCCUCGAAUUGCUCGGAAAACUUACCAGAAGUGUAAAAGUAGCUUAACUUGUUGUACUUUUAUCUGAUAAAAAAUAUUGUAUAGCUCUCAAUCUUGCUAAGCAAGGUACAGAAGCAUCAUAAAACAAUUAUUACUAACCAUUAACUUGUUUUUGAUUAUACAAUCCUUUAAGUUGGGCCCUGAAUUGAAUAACUCUUACUCUAAAUACUAACUAACAGAGUAACAGAGCAAAACCCUAGCAUUCAGUAUACACAAAAGUAUGCAAAAAUCCCGUUUAACAAGUAUUAAUAUUGUGAAUAAGAUAAUAAUUACUCUUCUUUUAAACUUAAAAUAAAGGUACAAGAAAAGUUGGCUGCCAAAAUUCUACAUUGCACUACUACAUAUCUUAUUAAUAAUGCUUCUACGCUCUUUACACAAAAAUAAUUGUUUAUGUAUUUAUUGGUAAACUUUUAACUAAAUACAAUAUUUUUUGUAGUCUUAUGAAAGUUAAUGGAUGUUAAUCUCUUAUUAUGAUUUUGUAUAUCUGUUAAGUAAUUUGGUCGUUAAUAUUCUGUAAUUUCUAUGUUUUAAAUCAAUGUCAAAUCUUUUUUCAAGCAUAAUUUUAAAUUGUGUUAUUUCAUACAAAAGUGUUAUCUUAAUAAAUGAGAUUGUGUACUUACCAGUAUUUUAAAUUUAAUCUAGAACUGGUGAAUUAAUUUGAGUUAUUUCAAUAGAAGCAAACACCAUAAAUGAUUUAGAAAAUUUUAAAUUUCCAAAGAUUUGUAAAGAAAAGGCCAGUAUAGUUAAUAUGAUGUUACUAUAAUGAUCGCCAACUUAAAUAUUUUUCAACAGUUUUAGAAUUUUACAGAUGUCACUGUUUACACAAAUUGUAUUUUUAAAUUGAAAAAGAAUGAUUGACACUAAUAAUUUAUUGUAAUGUAAAUAACGUUUAGUCGUAAGUAGGAUUUUCAUUAAAACUAAGAAAUACGAAGUAAUUUUGCAAGUACAAAAUAAUUGUAACGAUCAUAAUACAAUGUGUUCAUUCUUAGAUUAGUUGUCACGUUGUUGCCUUAUGUAAAUAGAUAAUAAAGACACACACCCCUA
This is a messenger RNA of Macrosteles quadrilineatus (aster leafhopper), 7133 nucleotides long. RefSeq names its product transcription factor Ken 2-like. The record is from RefSeq and is a predicted model, not a curated record. Gene Ontology annotation, molecular function: RNA polymerase II cis-regulatory region sequence-specific DNA binding; DNA-binding transcription factor activity; protein binding. The coding region runs from base 227 to 1993 and encodes 588 amino acids. Lineage: Eukaryota; Metazoa; Arthropoda; Insecta; Hemiptera; Cicadellidae. Gene Ontology annotation, biological process: regulation of transcription by RNA polymerase II. The transcript has 5 exons. Gene Ontology annotation, cellular component: nucleus.